AUCAAAACAAUGUAAUGUAAGUAAGUGACAUUGAGUAUUAUUGAGGAACAUGUGUACUAUCAACAUUCCAAACUUACUUUAAUAAUUGGUAAGUAAAAAGAAACAACGAGGGACGGAGGAAGAAAGAAGAAUGAUGAAAAGAAAAAUUCCGAUGGCCGGUCAAUUUCGUCCUCAACACUCUCCCCAUAUAAAUUCACUGUCUCCAAACAAAUACCUCAAAACAUCCCCCAUCAAUGGCUUCCUUCUCCUUCUCCUCCUCCUCCUCCAUUCUCUUCCUCCUCUUCUCCAUUUCCAUUGCCGCAACUUCCUUCACCCCCAAAUCCCUCGUUCUCCCUGUCAUCAAACAUCCAUCUCUCCAAUACAUCAUCCAGAUCCACCAACGAACUCCUCUGGUUCCAGUCAAUCUCACGGUUGACCUCGGCGGUCGCUUCAUGUGGGUCGACUGUGACCGUGGCUACGUUUCUUCCUCCUACAAACCCGCUCGCUGUCGCUCCGCCCAAUGCUACCUCGCCAAAUCCAUUUCCUGCGGCAAAUGCUAUUUGCCGCCCCACCCCGGCUGCAACAACCACACUUGCCACCUUCCCGCCGAAAACACCGUUAUCCAACUCUCCUCUAGCGGAGAAGUUACUUCCGACGUUGUCUCUGUUUCUUCCACCAACGACUUCAAUCCAACCAGAGCCCUCUCCGUCCACAAUUUCCUGUUCGUCUGCAGCUCGACUUUCCUCCUCGAAGGCCUUGCCGGCGGUGUAACUGGAAUGGCAGGAUUCGGAAGAACCAGAAUCUCUCUACCAUCCCAAUUCGCCGCCGCCUUCAGCUUUAACCGGAAAUUCACCGUGUGCUUGAGCGGCUCCACUAGAUUCCCUGGCGUCAUCUUCUCCGGUUACGGCCCAUACCAUUUCUUACCCAACACCGACUUAACAAAUUCUCUCACUUAUACCCCGUUGUUCAUCAAUCCCCUUGGCUUCGCCGGGGAAAAAUCGUCGGAGUAUUUCAUCGGCGUUAAAUCCAUCGAAUUCAACUCCAAAACCCACUUUCUUAACACCGUCCCACUGAACACCACUCUUCUGAAAAUCGACCGCAACGGAAACGGUGGUACAAAAAUCAGUACCGUCAAUCCAUACACCGUACUGGAACCAUCAAUUUACAACGCGUUGGUGAAAACAUUCACGACGGAGCUCGGGAACAUUCCGAGAGUGGAUGCGGUGGCGCCGUUUGAGGUGUGUUAUAGUUCAAAGAGCUUUGGAAGUACUGAAUUGGGGCCGGGUGUGGCAUCGAUUGAUUUGAUUUUGCAGAACAAAAAAGUGAUUUGGAGAAUGUUCGGUGCGAACUCGAUGGUGCUUGUGAACGACGAGGUAUUGUGCUUGGGAUUUGUUGACGGUGGAGUGGAAGCGAAAACGGCGGUGGUGAUUGGAGCCCACCAAAUCGAGGAUAAUUUGCUUGAAUUUGAUUUGGCAACUUCUAGACUUGGAUUUAGCUCAACUUUACUGGGACGUAACACUAAUUGUGCUAAUUUUAAUUUAUCCUGAUGCUUGAUUCAUUCAAAAUUUG
This is a messenger RNA of Cucumis melo (muskmelon), 1548 nucleotides long. RefSeq names its product probable aspartic proteinase GIP2. The transcript is spliced from 2 exons. The coding region runs from base 234 to 1526 and encodes 430 amino acids. Lineage: Eukaryota; Viridiplantae; Streptophyta; Magnoliopsida; Cucurbitales; Cucurbitaceae. The record is from RefSeq and is a predicted model, not a curated record. Gene Ontology annotation, biological process: proteolysis. Gene Ontology annotation, molecular function: aspartic-type endopeptidase activity.